UCAUCUUCAACUUGUUCAACUCUCUCAAAACCAAAUAAAAUCUUUCACAACUCAAAACUCAAGCUCCAAAUUUUCACUUUACACCUUUGAAUUCAUUUUUUCACACAUGGACGAGAUCGACGUGCCUCCGUUCUUCGUGUGCCCUAUUUCAUUAGAGCUCAUGAAGGACCCCGUGACGGUCUCCACCGGCAUCACCUACGACCGCGACAGCAUCGAGAAGUGGCUCUUCGCCGAGGUGAAGAACGACACGUGUCCCGUCACGAAGCAGCCCCUCCUCCCGGACCUCACUCCGAACCACACGCUCCGCAGACUCAUCCAAGCCUGGUGCACCGUCAACGCCUCCCACGGCGUCCAGAGAAUCCCCACACCAAAACCACCGGUCGACAAAACCCUCAUCGAGAAACUCCUCCGCAACACCUCGGCUUCGGACUCCCCGAGCCUCCAGCUCCGGUCCCUCCGAACCCUCAAGUCCAUUGCCUCGGAAUCCCAAUCAAACAAACGCUGCAUCGAAUCUGCAGAAGGCGCAGUUAAUUUCCUAGCAACAAUUAUAACCACCACCACCACCACCACCACCAACCUACUCGAUGAUGACAUCGAGUUGGAAAUAAAAACAAGUACAGCCCACGAAGCAUUGAGCCUUUUACACAGCAUUCAGCUGUCAGAGUCCGGUUUGAAGGCUCUGUUGAACCAUCCAGAAUUUAUAAACUCUCUAACCAAGAUGAUGCAAAGAGGGAUCUACGAGUCACGCGCCUACGCUGUUUUCUUGCUGAAUUCCUUGUCCGAGGUGGCGGAUCCGGCGCAGUUGAUUAACCUAAAAACUGAUUUGUUCACUGAAUUGGUUCAGGUUCUUAAGGAUCAGGUUUCGGAGAAGGUCUCGAAGGCGACCCUGCAGGCAUUGAUUCAGGUGUGUUCGUGGGGCAGAAAUAGGGUGAAGGCUGUGGAGGCUGGAGCUGUGCCGGUUCUGGUGGAGCUUCUUCUCGAAUGCAACGAGAGAAAACCGAUAGAAAUGGUGCUGGUUUUGUUGGAGAUUUUAUGUCAGAGUGCUGACGGGAGGGCGGGGCUGUUGGCCCACGCGGCGGGGGUGGUGAUCGUGGCGAAGAAGAUUCUGAGGGUUUCAACGAUGGCGAACGAUAGGGCGGCGAAGAUUCUGCUUUCGGUGUGCAGAUUUUCCCCCACGCCGGGCUUGGUGCAGGAGAUGGUGCAGCUUGGGGUGGUGGCAAAGCUUUGUCUGGUGCUGCAGGUGGAUAGUGGGAACAAAGCAAAAGAGAAAGCUAGGGAGAUUCUCAAAUUGCAUGCUAGGGCUUGGAGGAAUUCGCCUUGCAUACCUCACAAUUUGCUUGCUUCGUUUCCAAUGAGUUCGUGAAAGAAAGAAAAUCCACUUUGUUUUUGUUUUGUUCGUGACACCAUUGGAUGUAAUCGAUUAUUUAAGAAACUAAUUCCUUCUGUGAGAUCUAGUUUGCGGUGAAAGAAAACCGAAAGUAAAUCACAGUUGAGUUUUCAAUUGUAGCUAGCUAGUUUCUUCGGUGGAUUCUUGUUUAUUAUUUUGAAUUUUGGUGUUUUUCGUCAUUAUGUGUACAGAAUUGUUUGGGAACAUUCAAAGGAUAGGUGUGGGCAUCAAAUGUUGCCCGAAACAAAUUGGAAAUUUAUUGUCAAUUGCAUAUAUUAAUGGAAUACUGACACAAACUCACACUGGUUGUUUUGUGGUGAACUUCAUUACUGA
Molecule: messenger RNA, 1720 nt
Organism: Glycine soja
Lineage: Eukaryota; Viridiplantae; Streptophyta; Magnoliopsida; Fabales; Fabaceae
Product: E3 ubiquitin-protein ligase PUB23-like
Exons: 1
Coding region: 107-1363 (418 amino acids)
Biological process (GO): protein ubiquitination
Molecular function (GO): ubiquitin protein ligase activity
Source: RefSeq, a predicted model, not a curated record